Molecule: messenger RNA, 4133 nt
Organism: Sceloporus undulatus (fence lizard)
Lineage: Eukaryota; Metazoa; Chordata; Lepidosauria; Squamata; Phrynosomatidae
Gene: ALDH5A1
Product: aldehyde dehydrogenase 5 family member A1
Exons: 10
Coding region: 133-1704 (523 amino acids)
Biological process (GO): GABA catabolic process
Molecular function (GO): succinate-semialdehyde dehydrogenase (NAD+) activity
Source: RefSeq, a predicted model, not a curated record
ACUGGGCCAGGCCUGCCUCCCGAAUGAGGCCUGGUUCAAUGGCGGCGGUGAGGGCCGAGGAGGAGUGCGAGGCUAAGGCUGAGGGGACUCUGCCCGCCCCGCGCCCCACCCUCCUUCCCCGGCGGAGCGGCCAUGGCGUGGCGAGGCUUCCGAGGGCCGCUAGGCCUCCCUUGGCUACUCCCGCCGCCGAGGGCGAGGGCUGCUCUCCCGGGACGCCUCAGCAGCAGCUGCAGCCAAGCUGGCUUGGGCCCUGUGCCGCCUUGGCUGCUGCGCUCGGGGGCCUUCGUGGGAGGCCGAUGGCUGGAAGGACAGGCCGCCUUCCCCGUCAGGGACCCGGCCACCGGCCUCGAGCUCAGCAGGGUGGCCGACUGCGGGGCGGCCCAGGCCCAGGAGGCGGUGAGGGCCGCCUACGAGGCCGGGGCUGCUUGGGGCAGAGCCUCCGCCAAGGAAAGAGGUGCAUUACUUCGUAAAUGGCAUGAUUUGAUGAUAGAGAAUAAAGAUAGCCUUGCAAGGAUCAUCACAGCAGAGAAUGGGAAACCACUGAAGGAAGCGCAAGGAGAGAUUCUGUACUCUGCUUCCUUCUUGGAAUGGUUUGCCGAAGAAGCUCGCCGUGUUUAUGGUGAUAUCAUUCCAUCUUCUGCAAAAGACAGAAGAAUUUUGGUACUGAAACAGCCCGUGGGGGUUGCUACCAUCAUUACCCCUUGGAAUUUUCCAAGUGCUAUGAUUACACGAAAAGUGGGUGCAGCUUUGGCAGCUGGCUGUACAGUGGUGGUGAAGCCAGCAGAAGAUACACCUUUAUCUGCAUUGGCACUUGCUGAGCUUGCAAACCGGGCUGGCAUUCCUGCUGGAGUAUAUAAUGUCAUUCCAUGUUCUAGACAACAGGCAGCAGCAGUUGGGGAAGUGCUGUGCACAGAUCCUUUGGUCUCCAAAAUCUCCUUUACUGGCUCAACAGCCACAGGAAAGAUACUGCUGCGCCAUGCUGCUGGCACUGUGAAGAGGGUCUCGAUGGAGCUUGGAGGACAUGCUCCAUUCAUAGUGUUUGACAGUGCUGAUCUAGACAAAGCUGUUACAGGAGCUCUAAUGUCUAAAUACAGAAACUCAGGCCAGACCUGUGUAUGCACAAACCGAUUCCUAGUGCAAAAAGGGAUCCAUGAUGCAUUUGUGGAAAAGUUUGCAGAAGCUAUGAAGAGAGAGCUAUUUAUUGGCAAUGGGUUUGAUGAGGGGACUACACAGGGGCCACUAAUUAAUGAAAAAGCUGUGGAAAAGAUUGAAAAACACAUUCAUGAUGCAGUGUCACAAGGUGCUUCCAUUAUUGCUGGAGGAAAAAGACACAGUUAUGGGAAGAAUUUCUUUGAGCCAACUCUACUCAGCAAUGUCACCACAAGCAUGCUGUGUGCGCAAGAGGAAACAUUUGGUCCUCUGGCUCCACUUAUCAAGUUUGAUACAGAGGAAGAAGCUCUUGCCAUAGCAAAUUCAGCCAAUGUGGGUUUAGCAGGCUAUUUCUACUCUCAAGACCCUGCCCAGAUUUGGAGAGUUGCAGAGCAGCUAGAAGUUGGAAUGGUUGGUAUUAAUGAAGGAAUUGUGUCUGCUGUGGAGUGUCCUUUUGGUGGUGUAAAACAAUCUGGGCUAGGAAGAGAAGGUUCAAAAUAUGGUAUAGAUGAAUAUUUGGAAAUAAAGUAUGUUUGUUUUGGAGGGUUACAAUAGCCAUUUGUUAGGUGUUUUAUCAUGACAGGGCUAGGAAGCAGAUGUAUUAGAAAAUUCAUAAGCUUUGUAUAGCAAGAUUAUCUGUCCCCCUUUCCCCUCUUAAAUUAGAUGCAAUCAUGUUUAUAUGUAAUGCUGUCUUUACAUCGCCAUAGUUUUAAGUAUGUAAAGCAACUACUCUGGAAUACAUUUCUGUGUAUACACACUGUAAGAAUAUAGAUGUACUUAUUCUUAAUGUUCUUAACCAUAAUGCUGGAACAAAUCAUAAUGUACUUCAGAAGAAUGUGGAGCUGAUUACUAAUUGAAGUAUGCAUUUUUGGAGGUAACAAACCAGGAAAAAAGGUACUUGUCUACUGAUUUUUACCCAGAUUGUGAAAGUGGCAAUACCUUGAACAAUUGUGCCAAAUACUGAAGUUGAUCCUCUUUCUAACUUCUACUGGUUGUCUAAUGUAGGACUUCUAUGAGAACUUAAUACUAAUAGGUUAAGAAAUAUUCCACACUCUGGUAUUAUUUUUCAGCUGUUGACUGGAACUUAAGUGCCUUUGAAGGCAUAUGUGUAGUUCUGAAAGAAUACUUUACUAUUUAUAGUAAGAUUAGGACAUAUUUAAGGAGAGACUUGUGAUUUGUGCAUAGCAGCUGAAAACUGUGACCAAAAGUUACAUUUGAACAAUAGCACAAAAAUAUGAGCAUCCGCCAUUUUAGUGUCUUCCCACUGGAGAAACUGUAAUGUAUUCUAGGAUCUUCCAAGUAUUCCUGAUGGCAGAAAAGGGAAACUUCUCAGUUUCUAGGAGGCAAUAACUAUAUUGAUGAGCACAAAUGCAGAGGAAAUCCAUUCAGAUUUAUCUUGCCCAGAAGUCACAUGAGAAAGCAGGUAUUUAAUCAAAAUGCUACAGUAAGCGGGCUCACGUUUCUUUUAUCCCAAUCCACCCAUUGCACAUAUUGCCAAGUAGUACUUCCUUUCUGAAGAAUAGUCUGUCUCUCUGUGGUCCUCACACAUUCUAAGAUAUGAAAAGCUGAAAACAUAGUUUUAAGCUCAUGAACAAAGAAAUCUUGCAGUAUCAGGAGCUAACUAAAAAAACCUCCUGUGAACUAUAUAUAUAUAUAUAUAAAGGAAAUAAUUUUGGCCAUUCCAUUUAUUUUAACAUGGUUUUGUUGGCACCUACCUGAAGUCAUGUCAAUGUGCUUCUUGUUUGUUUUGUUGCCUGUAGAAGUUGGUUGUUCUUAUUUGGAUGUUCCGUUAAGUACUCUUUGUAUGAUUAUGGAUACAUUUGAUGAAAAUGUUAGUAUAACAGUGGCACAUAAACACUGCUACAUUGGAUUUGCACUUUAUCCACAUUGCAAAUCUUCAUGUGAGGUCCUGCACAAUGUUUUUGAGAGAUCUUGGCUACUUUUGAAAAAAUGUAAUAUGUCCAUGAUCCAAAGAGCUGCUUCAGAUGAACCUAAGGGCUUGGAUACAUGGAAAUUUCUACCAUAAACUACAAACCUCUGCAAUACAUUAGACUACUUCUGAAGCAGAACACUGCUCUUCAAAGUGAUCUGCAACAUGAGCAUUUACCAUUCAAAAAGUACCCUUUUGGACAUAUAUACCUUCUGUGUGUGUGUGUGUGUGUGUUGUCAUUGUUUUAACUAAAGCUUAGUGUGAAUGAAUUUGUACUACUGUGUGUUGUUUCUGCUGUAAUGUAUUAAGGAUACAUAAAAUUAUGGUACUUCUAAAAAGCACAUUUUGUAGCACUAAUGCUGCCCUACAAAAGAGCAAGAAGUACCUAAUGCUUCAUAUGUAUGGCAGCAACCAGAAUAGUUCAUGAAGAAAUCAUUGUGCCAAAGGAGGCUGAGGACAAGAGCUAUAAAAAAUACAGUUGUGUAUGGCAUAUAAAGACAUUUUUGUGAUCCUAUGUGCCCUUUACAAAGAAUGGUCUGCAAAAAAAAAAAAAGCUGUACAUAUUUCCUGAUGUUAGCCCAACAUAUGAAGAUAAAUUCAGAUGGCCAGGUGAUAAACAAAAAGAAUUUCAGCCUUAGAACUUCAGAUGCUAUGCUGAAAUGAAUUAUCUAUUCUGAUUGAGCAAGCAACUGGGAUGGGGGAAUAACUUUUAAGUUUCUUUUUUUUUUUAAUGCCAUUUAAAAACAUUUCAAAUUUUAGGGGGAAAAUAAAGGGAAAGAAUUUAUGAGAAGCAUAACUAGUUUAUAGUGUGUAACAAGAUACUACUAGGCUAUUGCUCUAAGAACUUUUUCUGGUAUUGGUGUAGGUUGGCUAAAUACAUAUUUCUAUGUUUCCUGUUUUUUAAUGUAACUAUUAAAAUUGUUGUAUACAAUGAUACCCUAACAGAGGAAGAUACUUGAAUUCUUAAUUUUGCUCUUUUACCUAAAAGUGUGUUUAAAAGAGAUAGUGUUAAAAACAAAACUAUUAAUGUAAUAAAUGUUUAACUUUCAAAUUA